AAAGCCACCAAAACUUGAAAGUGAAGAUUGAACAGAUGUUUCAAACUCCAACCUAUAAAUUUCUUUGUGGAAAAUUGUAGAAAAUAUGAGUUUUUCAGGGAAAAUAUUUCAAAAUUUAAUAAAUAGGACAGUUUGGAACGUCGAGAGAAGAAAUAUAUCAUUAUGUCUACCAUUAAAUGUUAAAGAAAUUCGAGAGGUACAAAAUGAAAAAGAACUGGUUAUUUAUGGAGUAGAAGUUCCAUCACCCAGAGAACCGUAUUUAUUAAAGAAAGACCAUCCGACGCAGUGUCCGGUUUGCGCCUCCGGUCUCAAUAUAAAACAUACCGAUGUGCUUAUUUUAAGCCAAUUUGUUAGGUCAGACGGCUGUAUGUUGCCAAAAAGAAUUACCGGACUAUGCAAUAAGCAACAAAAAAGAAUGUCCUCCUUAGUUACAAUGGCACAAAAAGCAGGCCUUAUGCCAAACUUGGCACCUGCUAGGAGUAACAAAGACCCUAAAAAGAGGUAUCAAUGGAAAAAAUACAAUAAAUACUUUGACGAAACAACCAUUAAAUAUUAGUAUGUACAUUUUUUUAUUAGUUUCUAAAGUAGUUUUAUAAAGUAAAAUAAUAUGUAUCA
Sitophilus oryzae (rice weevil) is the source of this 615-nucleotide messenger RNA. RefSeq names its product 39S ribosomal protein S18a, mitochondrial (gene mRpS18A). NCBI's taxonomy places the organism in Eukaryota, Metazoa, Arthropoda, Insecta, Coleoptera, Curculionidae. Gene Ontology annotation, biological process: mitochondrial translation. Gene Ontology annotation, cellular component: ribosome; mitochondrial small ribosomal subunit. The transcript is spliced from 3 exons. Bases 86 to 556 code for a protein of 156 amino acids. Gene Ontology annotation, molecular function: small ribosomal subunit rRNA binding; structural constituent of ribosome. The record is from RefSeq and is a predicted model, not a curated record.